Molecule: messenger RNA, 2730 nt
Organism: Helobdella robusta
Lineage: Eukaryota; Metazoa; Annelida; Clitellata; Rhynchobdellida; Glossiphoniidae
Exons: 18
Coding region: 1-2151 (716 amino acids)
Biological process (GO): amino acid metabolic process
Molecular function (GO): carboxy-lyase activity; pyridoxal phosphate binding
Source: RefSeq, a predicted model, not a curated record
AUGAAUUCAAGCGAAUUUCGUCAGCGAGGCCGAGAGAUGGUUGACUACAUAGCAGAUUACCUAGAGAACAUCGAAACUAGACGGGUCCUACCCGAGGUUCAGCCGGGCUACUUGAGGGACAUGGUACCAAAGGAGGCUCCCUAUGAUCCCGAUUCGUGGGAGGAGGUCAUGGAAGACGUGGAAAGGUGCAUCAUGCCAGGAAUAACCCACUGGCAGCACCCCAGGUUCCACGCAUACUUCCCGGCCGGCAACUCGUAUCCUUCCAUCUUGGGGGACAUGCUUUCUGACAGUAUCGCCUGCGUUGGCUUUUCUUGGGCCGCCAGCCCUGCCUGUACAGAAUUGGAGAUUCUUAUGUUAGAUUGGCUCGCCAAAAUGAUCAACCUGCCCCAAAAAUUUCUUCAUGUCAGUGGUGCUGGCGGUGGAGUUCUUCAGGGAUCAGCCAGCGAUUGUGUCCUGGUAAGCAUGCUAGUAGCUCGCAACAAAGCGUUGACGGAUUUGAGUUCCUCCUUCAAAGAGCAACCAGAGGGCGUUCUCUUGUCGAAACUGGUUGCCUACUGCUCGAAACUUGCUCACUCUUGCGUUGAAAAGGCAGGGAUGCUGUCGUUGGUGAAGAUGCGUGAGUUGGACAUUGAUGAAAAUUACUCGCUGAGAGGUGGAACAUUGGAAAAGGCUAUUGAGGAUGAUCGAAAUGAAGGACUGAUUCCAUUUUACUUGUGUGCGACUUUAGGAACCACUGCAGUCUGCUCUUACGAUAAUAUCAAGGAGCUUGGUGAGAUAUGCGAGAAACAAAAGAUAUGGAUGCAUGUAGACGCUGCUUAUGCCGGCAGUGCUUUCAUCUGUCCCGAGUUUAGGAACAAGAUGGUUGGAAUCGAGUAUGCUAGAUCAUUCAAUAUGAACCCCAACAAAUGGCUUCUUGUAAACUUUGACUGUUCCGCUCUGUGGGUUGAAGACAGGAAGGAAAUGACCAAUGCACUGACGGUUGACCCAUUGUAUCUGCAACAUUCUCAAUCUGACAAAGCAGUGGAUUUCAGGCACUGGGGCAUUCCGCUCAGUCGGAGAUUUCGUUCGCUGAAACUGUGGUUUGUCAUUAGAAAUUACGGAGUCAGUGGACUGCAAAGCUACAUCAGAAAUCACUGCACGUUGGCAAAGUUGUUCGAAUCCUUAGUGCUGACAGAUGGCAGGUUUGAAGUUCUCGGAGAAGUUAGUUUAGGACUCGUCUGCUUCAGACUUAAGGGUCACAACUUUUACACCCAAAUGUUAAUGAGAUCCAUAAACCUGUCCGGCAAGCUACACAUGGUACCGGCACUCAUCAACGAUAGCUACGUCAUCAGGUUCGCAGUGUGCCACCAAAGAGCCAAGGAGGCUGACAUAAAGUACGCAUGGUGUGUGGUACUGGAGAUGGCAGCCAUCGUACUGGAGACAUGCAAGGAAAAUUUCAUCGAAGUGGCAAAAGUUUUUGAAAAAAUUGCUUCCCUAGAGAUUGAUGACGCUGACGAAGCCAAGGGGGAUGAGAGCCAACACAGUACUAAGAAGAAUUCCAUAAAAAAGAAAAAGUCGGAUGUUAAAAGUAGUUCACAAAAAUUUUCAAACGGAGACAAACCAGAAUCGAACAAUUGUGGGACGCAAAUUAACACGAAAGACUCAGAAAAAAAAUUGACUCUAGAUUUUGAUGGUCUCGGCAACACAAACAGCAACGAAACGUUUGAAGAGACCGACGACAACGACGAUGAUGAAGUCUUUCCAUUUGACGACAACAUCCCAUCCAUUCCAUCUAUCAGGUCUCUCCCUGAGCCAGCCGCAGCAACCGCCGACGCCACUGCAGUAAACUCGAACGCAUCUUCAUCCAACAAACACGGGAAACCUCUGGCGUCCUACAAGAGACGCAACAUGCUUCUGAGGAUGAUCAGCGAUCCGAAGCUAUACAAACCGCAGUUGCUCAGAUCCAUGAGUAUCGAGCGUAAGAAGAAGAUGAAGGUCGAAAGCAGCUGCACUGAAGAGCUGCACUCAUGCAGCGUCGAGAGUUGCGACAGUAGAGAAAGUUGUCAAGAAUUCGCUACUGAUUCUACUGGGCCCAACAGAUUAUCAAGUUCCUACAGCCAAACCAAUAAUAAUCAAGAAUUCGAGUCUAGUAAGGAUAAGAAGAAAAAUUAAAUUCUUCAUUAUUUUUGUUUGUUACUAGGUAUAAUUUCAUAUUUAUAAAUUAGUCUCAUUUUAAAAUUAUUUCAACAAUUUUUCUGUUACCAAUUUUAAGAGUGUUAACAUACAGAUAAGUUUCUAGUCGUAAGUAAGAUAAAUUGUGAUAUGUAUUUGUACAUAAGUUACCGCAAAUACCAAAUUACCAUAUCUAUACGUGUGUGAAUUCAUUUGUGCAUCUAAAGCUGUAAAACAUUUAUAUUGAAAAAUAAUAUUUCAAGGUCUAAAAGUCAUUUUAAUAUUAAUAUGAGAAAAGAUUUAACAAAUUUUAGCGAAAAUUCCAACGUGUUUGUGUUAAUGUGUAUCUCGCAAGUAGGUAAGCGAGUUCUUACACGUCACACGUAGAAUUAUUAGGCGUUAAUUUAAUUGCAAUCAAACUCUUCAAUGUUGUGUCGGUGUUGUGACUUUUGGAAAUAAUUCGCAAGUUUCAACAUAUUCAUUGAUUAAACUUGUCUCUGUUUGAAUUUUUCUGAUGAAAUUCAUAGUGUAUAUUAAUCAUUUGACUUAGUUAAGCUUACCAAAUAAAUUUCUCAAAAU